GCGCGCUGGACUUGGCGCGCAUUGCCCCGCCCCGCCCCGGCGUCCCCGCGGCCCGCGCGCGCCCGCAAUCUGCGAUUUCCUGGGGUUUGCAGCAUUCACGCUGAGGAAGCGGGUAGUGGGGUCACCGCCCGACCCAGCUCGAGGAACUAGGAGACGGGAGGACCCCGCGAAGCAGCGAGGAUGGCCGGGAGAGGGAAGGGCCUGGUUCGUGGGCGGCGCUAAGUCUGGGCGGGGGCGCGGUCACCGCCGCGGCUUCCAGCGGAGGCUGAGGCGGCCACGUCCCACUCGCUCUGGGUGUAGGGGCCGCCCGGAGUCUGCUGUCCUCCGGACCUCCAGACAUGUCCGAGGUGAAGAACCGGAAGAAGUCGGGGCCCAAGGGAGCCCCCGCGGAUCCCGGGAAGCGGAGCGAGGGCGGGAAGAGCGCCGAGGCGCGGGACGGUGGAAGCGGGGGCUGGGCGGACCCCCGGACCGGCGUGAGCCUGCUGUCGCUGGGCAUGUGCCUGGGCCUGGCCUGGUUUGUAUUUCAACAAUCGGAAAAGUUUGCAAAGGUGGAAAACGAAUACCAAUUACUGAAAAUAGAAAAAAACGAAUUCCAAGGCCUUCAAAGUAAAAUCAGUUUAAUUUCAGAAAAGCUUGAGUCUACUGAAAGUAUCCUGCAAGAAGCUACAUCAUCCAUGUCUUUGGUGACCCAGGUUGAGCAGGAAGUAUCCAGCCUCCAGCAUAUCAUGCAUGACAUUCAAAUUAGUGAAGAGAUGCUCGCUCAAAAGAUGCAAAGCCUUAAUGAGAAAUUCCAAAAUGUCACAAAUUUCUGGGAGAGAAGCCUGGAAGAAAUGAAUGCUGACACAGACACUUUCAAAUCAGAAUCAAAGCAUAUGCAUUCGCAAGUGACUGUCCAAAUUAACGCAGCUGAACAAGGAAUAAAGCUGCUCACGGAAAGGCUAAAAGAUCUGGAAGACAGCACACUCAGAAAUAUCAGAACAGUGAAAAGACAAGAAGAAGAGGAUCUUCUGCGAGUCGAGGAGCAGCUGGGCUCUGAUGCAAAAGCAGUGGAAAAGUUGGAAGAGGAACAGCAUGCUCUCUUGGCCAGAGAUGAAGACCUGACUAAUAAGCUUUCCAACUACGAACCCAAAGUUGAGGAAUGCAAGACACAUUUGCCAACCAUUGAAAGUGCAAUUCGCUCUGUUCUCAGAGUCUCUCAGGAUCUGAUAGGGACAGAAAAGAAAAUGGAAGAUUUAACUCUUCAGAUGUUCAAUAUGGAAGAUGAUAUGCUGAAAGCAGUAUCUGAGAUCAUGGAGAUGCAGAAAACUCUUGAAGGACUUCAGUACGACAACAGCAUAUUAAAGAUGCAAAAUGAACUGGACGUUCUGAAAGGAAAAGUUCAUGACUUUAUAGUAUAUUCAAGUGCAGGGGAAAAGGGAACUUUAAAAGAACGUAAUCUAGAAAAUAAAGGAAUUGGUAGUGACCUUUAAAUGCACUACAUUUAUUCUGAUGAACCAUAUUACUGUACAUCAAUUUAUUAGUUCCAUGCUUCUGUGUUAUUUUGAUAUGUCUCACUUACCCUACAUUAUUGUGAAAGAGGUGAGAUGUCCACAGAAGUGUAUUAUCCAGACAAUCAAAGCUUAUCUCUAAGCAAUACAACUUAUUUCAUUUUAAUCAUUUUAAAUAGAAAUAAUUCUAAUUAUAUAUAUACUUUUUAAAAAGUAAUAUCCUUAGUAUUUUUCAUGUUUUUCUAAUAAUUACUGGUCAUUAUUAUGAAUUUCACCCAUUGGACCCAAAUAUAUUAGUAUCUCUAGUAGCUAAUGAGGGGUGUUUACCUCCUCACUAAGUGACCCCAGUUUGCUAUUUUUCAAACCUUAUGUCUACUUAUAUCUCUUCUGUCACCUGAAAAGGUGACCCACUGACCUGUUACUGUCAGGUGGGUCGGUGAAGUACCAGCCUCAGCCGGGCCUUCAUUUCCUUUGUAAUUUACUACAGGCUAAGAAUCCAGACCACGGAGUUCAUAGGAAUUUUGUCUAAACUAAAAAAAUAACAUGCCCAAGAGCAAGAUUGGGGUAUUUUGUGAUGAAUUAAUAUGCAUUUUUUGAAAACUAUGGAGCCUUGGAAAUGUUUUUACUUUUUGUUAAGGUUCUAAACUGUGUUAUAGAUAUUUGUAAGAAUUUUUAAAUAAGAGUAAUAUAGAGUGGGGCAAAAGUAGGUUUACAGUUGUGAGUAAGCAAAAGUUUAUUCUUGUAUUAUUAUUUAUUCAUUAGUGUAUUAUUUUCCAUACAAACAACUGUAAGCCUACUUUUGCCCCACCCAUAUGGUUGGGUUUUUUUGUUUUGUUUUGUUUGUUUUGGGGUGUUUUUUUUUAAGGCUUUUCCUAGGAAUGACAUGUAUAUGCUUUUAAGUAUGGACUUUUGGAAUAUCUCUGUAUAGCUGGGCUUUUUAUUUUAAAAAAGUUUUGACUGUGUUACAGAUUCCUGAGUUUGCUAGAUACAGGAUCUCUAGGUAAAUUACUCUAUUGAGAACAUACAGCAAUAAGCCUGUGGCCUGUUUUAAAGAGGAAAAAGCAGCAAAACGAGAAAUGAGAGCCAGCCUGCCAUCUCUGCUUCCCCUUUCUGGGGACCAGUUCAGCUUCCCGCCAUCUCGCAGCUCUCCAGGCAUCCCCUUCACUCGCCUUCCCCAAGCCUGAGCGGGUACUUUCUCAUCCAGAGGUGCAACCUUCGGCCUCUUCACACAGGCACAGGAUUUGAUGAAACAAAUUUAAAAGGUUCUGCUUGCCCAGCUGGUGUGGCUGAACCUAUGCACCAAGCAGUCACCCAUUGAUUCCUAGGUGGUCAAGGCACAUGCCCGGGUUGUGUGCUCCAUCCCCAGUAGGGGACUUGCAGGAGGCAGCUGAUCGGUGUUUCUAUCUCUCCCUUUCCUUUCCUUUCCUCUCUCUAAAAAUCAAUAAAAACAUAUUUUUUAAAAAAUUAAAAUAAAAGGCUCUGCUUUUCAGGCUCUGCUCCACCCUCUCUCCUUUGCCCCAGGACCACUCCCCACAGUGAGCCAGGUACAUAAAAAAUAAACAUUUAAAAAAGAAAGAGAAAUUAUGACAAUUAGGGUAAUUAAAAGUAUGUCAUUAUUUUAAAGGGUCCCCAAACUAAUUGCCCAAACAGAUUUGUUUCACAUAGUGAUUUAUUUUACUCAAAAUUACGUAAUAGAGUCACAAGGAAUAAGACAGGCAUACCAAGGUGAUUAAGCAGAGACCUAGCCGUAUUUUUCUAAUAACGAUAAUCGAAAUGUGCAGGACUGGGGGGAACACAUGAGACUUUUAUUGGUAAACUGAUAUAUCAGAGUGUCCAGACUUGGUGUUGAAAACUGAGACUACUGUAUAUGGAAGUACUAUUCUUAUUCAUUCUUGCCAAUAACCAACUAUAGUCCCUUUUUGUAAUGCAGUUUCAGUGGAAUUAAGCACAAACAACUUGAAAGCAAUCAGUUACAAAAGGUAGUAUGGUCAGGUAGCUGUACUAUGUAAACUUGCACAUUUUGGGAGAAAUCCCAAAUACGUUCUACUACGGUGGAUAGCCGUGGGUCAUAAGAAUGGAAGAGUCUUUCUAUUAAAAGUCACAGCAUUAAUUUCUGGAAUCUUAACAUAAAUUCCUCGAGUUCUGAAUGUCUAAGUUCUUGUCUGUGUGCACUGACAAAAUUGUAUUUCUUUGUUUUUAUUUUCGUACUAAUAAAAUAGAUUAUAAAGUUA
Molecule: messenger RNA, 3718 nt
Organism: Myotis daubentonii (Daubenton's bat)
Lineage: Eukaryota; Metazoa; Chordata; Mammalia; Chiroptera; Vespertilionidae
Gene: IKBIP
Product: IKBKB interacting protein
Source: RefSeq, a predicted model, not a curated record